Acanthosepion pharaonis is the source of this 645-nucleotide messenger RNA. The record is from the annotation of a GenBank genome assembly. NCBI's taxonomy places the organism in Eukaryota, Metazoa, Mollusca, Cephalopoda, Sepiida, Sepiidae.
AUGAUGGUUUCGCAGUGUUUGCACCACUCCCUUUCUUUUAUGAAACAACCCCGUCAUCUAGAUGCCGGAGACUUCGUCGCGCGUCACCGCUUCUCUUGUAAACCAUCAUUGACCUCAUGCCUGAGACUUCAUUUCAGUAAAUUUAGCCGGCCCGGGGAGCAGACCGGCCUUCGGGCUGGUAAAUACCGCCGGCCUGGGGGGGAAGCCUCCCUGAUUCGCGACUUUGACGCGCCCAGUCAAAUCGACCAAGCCCAGCAGCUGACGGGACCCAGCAGUAGCAGCAGUCGUUCAAACAGUCCUUUUCCUUUUUCCGAAAGUCAUUCGAUCACCACUCUUCGAGGCUCCACUCACUUCUGCUUGCUUCGAGACACUAGCUCCCUCUGCAGCGCCAGCUCAUUCCUGCAACUUCCAGCACUCCUGCAGCAUCCACCUCCAGCGACCAGUUCCAACGUCCGGAUACAGUUCCCGAACAAACGACCUGUCUUCCAGCACCACCCACUGUUCGCAAAUCCAAGACUCGACUCCUUCAAAUUCAACGGACCAUCUGCAGUCAUCCUUCUUUGCCCCAACAGCUUCCAGCACACCUUUGUGUCCCCCCUUGCGGCGCUCUGGACGUCCCACUACCUAUUCCAUUGCAACCCUUGA